GGGAGAGCGGAUAUAGUGAACGCGGGGUCCGGGGAGAGCGGAUAUAGUGAACGCGGGGAGAGCGGAUAUAGUGAACGCGGGGUCCGGGGGGAGAGCGGAUAUAGUGAACGGGGGGUCCGGGGAGGGCGGGAUAUAGUGAAUGCGGGGUCCGGGGGGAGAGCGGAUAUAGUGAAUGCGGGGUCCUGGGAGAGCGGAUAUAGUGAAUGCGGGGUCUGGGGAGAGCGGAUAUAGUGAAUGCGGGGUCCGGGGAGAGCGGAUAUAGUGAAUGCGGGGUCCGGGGAGAGCGGAUAUAGUGAAUGCGGGGUCCGGGGAGAGCGGAUAUAGUGAAUGCA
This is a messenger RNA of Staurois parvus, 332 nucleotides long. The record is from the annotation of a GenBank genome assembly. NCBI's taxonomy places the organism in Eukaryota, Metazoa, Chordata, Amphibia, Anura, Ranidae.